UUUGGGCACAUUGCCAGUGAAAAUUGAUAGAUAUCCAAUGAAGCACAUUGGAGAUUACAUAUUCCGUGGCGCCCAGUUUGAACUCUCUCUUACUGUGCUGGCAUUAAUGUUCGCGGCACUUAGGUAGAGCCAGGCGGCGUUUGCGGCUCAUUGAGCUAAGUGACUAUGUGAGUGUUCCCGCUUGUUGCUACUCGCACCUCGAUAUCGCCAAUCCAAAGUAAACAUAUCUUGCAAAAUUGAAGAAAUAUCUUGAACAUUGCAGGAAGCAAUCCAUGUUGCGGCGUGAUUUCAGAGAUUGAUGCCUGAAUACAUGUGGCUGCCUCAGACAUCAACGAGCUUGAACCUUUCGACAGAGUGAGCUCUCGAGUCAACAUCCACCAGAUCUCCCAAUCAUUGUCUAAAAUGCGCCCUAGACUCCCCAUCCGGAGGAUACUAUUCUUACGACCUUUUCGACCUCCAAACUCAUUGCGCCCCUUCACACAGAAUACCCUCAUAUCUAAAUCUCGACCACAGCUCCCAUUCCUUUCCUCUCCAAACCGACGCCCCAUCGCCCGGUUCCUGACCACGGAACGAAAACAAUGGAUCAAAGAUGAAGUACGGAAAGCGGGCAAAUAUACAGCGGUGAUAUGGACAGGGUCAUUUCUCCUUCUGGUGAUUGCUUUCGGGGUGCAGCAAGAGUGGUUGGAAAGGAAAUUCCCGUCACCACACGAAUGGUCAUGGGUGACAAGGAAAGAUUACAGAAGUGCGAGAUGGAACGAAGACCAUGAUGAUGAUGGCAAUAAUCUGGUCGAUUGGGCUCGAACUGGAGAAGCAUACCGGCGGUUGCUGAAGAGGUUGGAAGAUCCAAACAUUGACGGAGCUGGAUUGGAUGAUGUGGUUGAGGGCGGUAUUUUGGUCGCUGGUGUAGGAAAGACUGGCUAUGAUAUCUCGAUGAAGCCCGAAUCAUGGAGACGGGGAUACUACGAAAUUAUGAUGGGAGCUGCACGAGCAGCUGAGCAUUUGGAUGGUUGGGUUAGGGACAGGACUCGGAAUGUCGCCUUCCCAGCGAGUGUUGUUAUUGGGCCCUCGAAUCCGAAUCCCAGACCUGUUCCUCCAGGUGCAAAAUCACCACCCAGAGAAGAAGAUUGCGAACCCGCAUUUGAAUCACCAGAUACCUAUUAUAUGAAAAUCUUGACAACACAUGGCUUCACUGAGAAGCAGAGGGUAGAUGCAGCAUUGGCAUGUGGAUCAUGGCUGGAUUACAAGCAAACGCCCGAAGCCGCUUCGCAGAUAUACCAAUGGGCAUUGGACAUUGCAACUUCAAGCAGUGCCGAUGUCGUCGAUUCCACCGCCAUUCUACACCCCGAAAUUCGAAAUCCGAGUGCCAACAUACUCUCAGCUACCACGGCCCUAGCUGUUCACCAUGCUCUGAAUAAGCGUCUAUCGGAGGCACUCCCGAUAUUUAUCUCCGUCCUUCGAGCUCGAAGAACUCUACAAGACGUACCAGCAACCAUGCGAUCGACUUUGAUACCCGAUGAGGAGAAUGAUGGGAUAUGGAAGGCCGCAACUUCGCUCGUUCGCUCAGCAAUCGUGGCACCUGCAUAUCCUCCGCCUCCUGAUGAUGGAACCGCAGCACCUCUGCGGGGACCCAAAGAACGCUGCGAGGAAGCUGGGAUCAUGACCUACAUUGGGGAGAUUUUGUAUGCUUCGAAGCAAAGCCGUACAAGCAGAGAAGAUGGACUGGCGUGGACACGAGAAGCUGUAGAUAUUGCGGAAGAAGAAUUGCGACGGAAAGGAAUUGGAAAGGAUGCAAAGAUUACUUGCAAGCAAUGUCUCGCAGUGGGAUUGGGUAAUUGGAUGACAAUGGUUACAAAGAUGGCUAAGGAAGAAAAGGAAAAGCAAGCAGCGAAUGCGGGAAGCUGGCUUGCAUUUGGAAUUGAACAGAAGGAUGGCAUUGGAAGGUGGGAGAGCGAGGAACAAGUUAUCAAGGAGCGAAUGCGGAGGUCUGCAGAGAUUCUUGCUACUCCUGGGAAGUCUGCUGGAAGCAGCAAUUUCUUGACUGUAUGAUUUGGCUGUUAUCGGGCGCUGUUAACUGGUGCAAUAUAAGUCACAACUCAUGCCAAAACUCUCGUCUAGAUUCAUCUUGAUCAGAAUGCAUGAUGAUCAAAGCUCUCUCCCUGUACUUCAUUGCAUUCCCUUGUUCGACCUCACACCAGCGCUCAUGACUCUGCGGACGGUAAAACCCACCUUUCAUGCAGGCGCUGCAGCUCUCUAUCUCUCAUCAAAGCAAUAUUCGCGAUCCAUAAUACAGGAACGAUAGACGCCUGUGAAUCUAUAAGCUUUUAGAUCAUAACAAGACUUCGCAUUAAUUCAUCCCCAAGAACUUGAGUAUUUCAGACCUUGCAACUGUCCCAGUCUAUUCCAGCCUUUUCUAUGGUAAAAUUGGUAAAACUCUGAUUGAAAGUUGAAGCAACUUAGGCGUGGAGAGAAA
This is a messenger RNA of Mollisia scopiformis, 2470 nucleotides long. RefSeq lists its product as uncharacterized. Lineage: Eukaryota; Fungi; Ascomycota; Leotiomycetes; Helotiales; Mollisiaceae. The transcript has a single exon. The record is from RefSeq and is a predicted model, not a curated record. The coding region runs from base 403 to 2046 and encodes 547 amino acids.